Peronospora matthiolae is the source of this 2085-nucleotide messenger RNA. The record is from the annotation of a GenBank genome assembly. NCBI's taxonomy places the organism in Eukaryota, Oomycota, Peronosporomycetes, Peronosporales, Peronosporaceae.
AUGGUCUCAUGCGUCAGUGACGAGGGCGAUUACAGUCUUCAAGUACCUUCCUCAUCAUAUGCGGAGGUCCUAUCGCCUCGCCUGCCGAGCUCCGGGACCAGAUCUCGGGCUGUCAACAUGCGUCGACGUAAACUCGAGAUCGAGAUCGUCGAAGGCGCUCGCAUGGGUCCGACGUGGCAGUUUCCAGGCGCUGGCUCGUCCGAGUACGUGCAAGUGCCGCCUCGUGAGCUGCACGCGAUUCAGGAGGAGCUCAACAAGCCCAAGAAGCUGCUGGGAGAGCUCCCAGCCACUGCCAUCUCCGGCAACGACAUCCUGUCGAGUGUCCUGUACUCGGCGUCGUCUGUGGCUGCCAAGUCGGGCAAACUCAUGCCAAUUCCGCUGCUUAUCGUGUCCAUUGUGCUCUAUUUCUUUCGCUUCAUCUAUGAAGAGGUCGUGACUGCUAUUCCCAUGAACGGGGGUACGUACAACGCCCUACUAAACACGACGUCCAAGCGUUCAGCAGCUGUGGCUGCAUGUCUCAGCAUCCUGUCAUACGUUGCUACUGGAGUCGUCUCGGCGACGUCCGGUAUCCGGUAUCUGAACAACCAAGUGGCGAUUCCGAUCAUUGGAUCGACGAUCGUUUUACUAGGAGCGUUUGCGCUUUUAGCAGUGAUGGGCAUCACCGAAAGCUCUCGCGUGGCUGUCGCGAUCUUUUUGCAUCAUAUCGUAGUCCUCUUGAUCCUCUUUGUGGCGUGCAUCAUCUAUUGGUUCAAUCACCCGCAUGUCUUCAGCAACAACUUGCACGCAGGAUACCCAGAGGUGGACUUUGCAGGAUCGAUGCUUGACGGCAACAUCGUGACUGCGAUUUUCUUCGGCUUUGGCGCGUCGAUGCUGGGUAUCACCGGCUUUGAGUCGUCGUCAAAUUACGUGGAGGAACAAGCUCCGGGGGUCUUCCGCAAGACGCUGCGCAACAUGUGGGCCCUCGUCACGUUCUUCAAUGUCGGACUAAGUACUGCGAUUCUGGCUGUGCUGCCACUCGAAGGUGAUAAUGGAAUUUACAAGAACUCGUCGGAUCUUCUCGCGAUGGUGAGCCGAGAAGCAGUGGGAAGCUGGUUCGAGACGUGGAUCAGCAUCGACGCUUUUAUCGUGCUCAGUGGUGCGGUGUUGACCUCGUACGUGGGUAUUUGCGGUCUUGUUCGCCGUCUAUCAACGGACCGGGUGCUACCUGCGUUCUUGGCAACGACGAACAAGGCUCGUGGUACAAGCCACUACAUUAUCGGCAUCUACUUUCUCUUGUCGUCGAGUCUCGUGCUCAUAUUGAAUGCCGACGCGAGUACUAUGAAUGGUGUGUACACUUACUCGUUCCUAGGACUCAUGGCGAUGUUCUCUUGCGCUUGCAUGCUACUAAAGGGCAAGCGAUCAGAGAUCCCGCGUGACAUUCACGCGCCAUGGACUAGCGUGAUCGUUGGCUUCCUGCUGGUGGUGGUGGCCAUCUUUGCGAAUCUCUUGGGUGAUCCCAACAUCUUGAUGUACUUUGCCGUCUACUUCAUUGUCGUGAUCUCUGCCAUGCUUAUCAUGUUCGAGCGUGUCACGAUCUUACGCUUUGCUCUGAUGAUGUUGAAGACGAUGUUUCCCUCGCACUACGGCAAAGCUGUUGCAGUUGGUCUCGCGACGGACAAUACGGACGAGUGGGAGCACACUGGAGCUCGCGGAGGCCGCACUAUCGCUCGCACCAUUUCCAGCAUCCGAAACGCUCCUAUUGUUUUCUUCUGCAAGGUCCCGGACCUUACAAUCAUCAACAAGGCCAUCAUCUACGUGCGUCGCAAUGAGCAGACUCACACACUGCGCAUCGUGCACGUUUUUGAGAGUGAAGAAGGAGACGCGAGUGCAGUCGCGUCUUUCCGUGAGAUGGUAGCACUGUUCGACUCGAUGUACCCGAAGAUCCGCGUGGACUUUGUGGCAGUGCGCGGCGAGUUCGGCCCCGCGAUGAUCGAGUGGCUGUCGCGUUCCAUGAAGGUGCCUCGCAAUAUGAUGUUCAUCACGCAGCCCGAUUUGCUCUCGGCCGAGCGCGUGUCAGCAGCUGGCAUGCGUGUUAUCACGGCAUGA